Molecule: messenger RNA, 7024 nt
Organism: Carassius gibelio (silver crucian carp)
Lineage: Eukaryota; Metazoa; Chordata; Actinopteri; Cypriniformes; Cyprinidae
Product: rhomboid-related protein 1
Exons: 12
Coding region: 1376-2494 (372 amino acids)
Cellular component (GO): membrane
Molecular function (GO): serine-type endopeptidase activity
Source: RefSeq, a predicted model, not a curated record
CCUGCGCGGGCUGGUUUGUGUUUCUUCCUCCUCGAACUGAGGCCGAAUUUAGCUAGACUCGUUCGGUAGCGAUCCUCCCAACGCCUCGGUCCGAGAGGGGAGGCUUUGGGCUAGGCGUGCGUGUGUCGUUUUAUCCAGAAUUCAUUGCGCCAUGAACUUUUUUUCCCCGAAAAUCAUCCCAAACCGACGAGCGCGGUGAUGUAUUUUGCAGAAUUCGCCUAAAAUUAGCACAAAACAACGACAACGAGCUGGAAAACACCGAAUGUUUAUGAAAGCCCCAUCAACACACUCGAGGACACCACUGGUUUGAUUCAUGCAAAACGUAGUUUUCGUUUUUAAUAAGCUGAAGUAGCUGACGAACUAACACACUCCGGCCACCGAGUCCGCGUGACGUUUCUGCGAUUAUUUAUUGUUAAACCUUCUAUAAACUAAAUGUGCACGAAAUAAAGUGGCUUUUAUAUUGCGGGUCAUAUUCACACAUUUCAAGACGUGUUGGUGUCAUGCAUGAGCUAUAGAUCUAAACGAGUAAAACGUUAGAGUAAUUAACCAGCAGCUCCUAUGCUGAGAGAUCUGAGAGAAGAGCUCGGAUGUUAGGAAAGUUGCCAACGACCCAAAGUCCAGUUUUACCGACCAGAAGCCACCGGUACCGUGGCUGCUGCUGAGAUGCGAAAAAUACAGAAUAGCAGAUUGAUUGUCCUGGACGUUAAUACUUUUUUUUUUUACACCUAUGCAUGACGUCAGACUUUAAGGUGGAGUCGCUCUUACAUCCUACCUGUUAAAUACGACUCCUGCAGGGUAGAUGGAGAGCUGCAGCUCUUUGGACACGCCCCCCUCGCCUCUGAUUGGCUGCAGACUGCUGCCUCCUUCCCCUCUUUCAUUGGUAUUCAGGUAGUACAGUCUUUGUGGAGGACAGAGGGGCGAGAGAGGGCGAGAGGGAGAGAUUUACAGUGGUAAAGGCGAUACAAGCUUAACAAGACGGGCGAGCGGAGAGGGACAGACGGGGCGAGGGAAAAAAGAGACAAAAAGUGGACCGACUGCAAGCUAAUGGUGAUUUUGAGGUGGAUAGAAGCGGGUGAGAAAGUGCCAUAAGGGUCUGUGGAUUCUGGACGGCGAGUGGGACUUUUGGUUUUUACCCAGCUGGAAUCAUCCAAACCCUGGACUGACGGCUCUGCUGUCUUCCCUCGCUGGAGGACGUCCUGCGGAUACACUACUGGCCUUCACUAGCGCUCCUGCGAGGGGUCCCUCUCCCCGUUGGGGAGGUGUGCCACGCAGACGGACGGACGGACCGCUGGCGUGUGUGUGUGUACGUGUCUCUGCAUGCCAUUUCCCCCUAUGUCCUUCUUUUUGUGGCUGUGUGCGCACCAGGGCCCAGUAUAUGGAUAGAAGCUCUCUGUUUCAGCUCAUACAAGAGCAGCUGGACCCAGAGCAGACUGGUUUUAUAGCAGUGGAGAACUUCACCAGUCUAGCGGAGCACCAUGAGUUACAGCUGGACCCCAGUAAACUGGAGAUGCUGCUGGCGCUGGUCCAGAGCAACGAACACGGAGACGUCUGCUACCAGGAGCUCAUAGAACUGCUGAACAGUAAACGUUCCAGUAGUUUCCGCCGAGCCAUUGCAAAUGGGCGUCGCACUCUGCAGCGAGAGAUCCUAUUGGAUGAGACAGGGCUGGGCGUGUACAAGCGCUUCGUGCGCUACGUGGCCUAUGAGAUCCUGCCAUGCGAGACGGACCGCCGCUGGUACUUCCAUCAGACCAAACUCUGCCCUCCUCCCGUCUUCAUGGCCAUCCUCACAAUUGUACAGAUCAUAGUGUUUAUGUGUUACGGCGUGAUGCUCAAUAAAUGGGUGUUGCAAACCUACCAGCCGGAUUUCAUGAAGAGCCCGCUGGUGUAUCAUCCCGGACACCGUGCACAAAUCUGGAGGUUCUUCAGCUAUAUGUUCAUGCAUGUUGGGUUAGAGCAGUUGGGUUUCAACGCUCUUCUCCAGCUGAUGAUUGGAGUUCCUCUGGAGAUGGUUCAUGGGAUCCUGAGGAUCAGUCUGCUGUAUAUGGCAGGAGUCAUCGCUGGUUCUCUGACGGUGUCCAUCACAGAUAUGCGUGCUCCGGUGGUGGGCGGGUCCGGCGGGGUCUAUGCGCUCUGCUCAGCACAUCUCGCCAACGUUGUAAUGAACUGGGCCGGUAUGAAGUGUCCAUACAAAUUGUUACGUAUGGUUCUUGCACUUGUUUGCAUGAGUUCAGAGGUGGGCCGUGCCGUAUGGCUGCGCUUCUCCCCGCCCCUCCCCUCCUCCGGACCGCAGCCCAGUUUCAUGGCUCAUCUGUCAGGCGCAGUGGUGGGCAUCAGCAUGGGGCUUCUGAUCCUGCGGAGCUAUGAGGAGUCUCUGCAUAAACAGUGCUCCUGGUGGGUCCUCAUCUUCUCCUUCAUCACCUUCCUCCUCUUCGCCAUCUUCUGGAACAUUUUCGCUUACGAGCUGCUCGGGGUACAGAUCCCGCCCCCUCCCUGAUGACACGCCCCCUGUGGUGGCACCAAGAAGCCACGCCCCCCUGUCCGACACAGGUCCGACCUCAAUCGACUCCGCUCGACCAGCAGCAGAGAAACGGACAUAAAAACCGUAAGGAAGGAUUUCAGCGGUGGGAAACGAUAACACAUACUCACAUUCCAUACAGAAGCAGCGAACAUAAACGCCGUGGUGUUUUUAACAAACGCUCGGAGGCGUGCUUAUUUGAACAGACCACCUAGAAACUAGAAACAUGUACACACACAUACACACAUGUACAUCAGAUUCGUUGUGUAUUUCAGCUCGAGGCUCGCUCAUGAUGCCUUUCUGUAUUGUUUUGACUUGGCAGCCUCAUCUACGCCUGUUAUUCAUUACAGAUAGCAUUGGAUGCUGUUUGUUUUUGGAUAAUUACGGAUUUGGUGAAAUGAGGUAAAAUUUGUUUCAAAAUGAUGUUUCUGAAGCUGUUUCUUGCUGUAUUUUGUUCACAGAAACAUUAGCUCUGUUCCAAAUCAUAGUGGGCUUUCUGUGAAAGCAGCAUGUUAUAGGCGUGCGUUAUGUUGCCUUCUAAGAUUACUUUUUGCUAAAUGUGAAUUUUCAUAAAAAAAAAAAAAAAAAAAAAGAAAUCCAUAAAGAUCUAAAAAAAAAUUUCAUAUACACCCUGUUCAAAAGGUUUUGGUUGCAUCUUAUUUGAUAAAAAUAUAGUAAAAUAUUAAAGAUUAUUACAAUUUAAAACAACUAUUUUCUAUUUGAAUAUAUUUUAAAAUGUAAUUUAUUCCCAUGAUGCGCAGCUGAAUUUUCAUUCUAAUAUGAUGAUUUGCUGCUCAAGAAACAUUUCUGAUUAUUAGCAAUGUUGUAAACACUUUUUGCUGCCUAAUAUUUCUCUGGAAACCAUGAUACAGUUUUUUAUCAAGAUUUUUCAUGGAUAGAAAACCGCAUUUAUUCAACUUUUUAAAUGAUUUUACAGUUAUUUUUCAUCAAUCUAAUGCAUUCUUUCUGAGCAGUUUUAAUUUUACUUAAUUUUACUAGUUACCUAUAAUGCCAGACUAAAGUAUUUGAAAUCGAGUGCAGCAUUGGACCACAAAACCAGUCUUAAGUGUCAUAAACAAAUAAAUAAACUUCCCAUUUAUGUACGGUUUUUUAGGAUCAGACAAUAUUUGGUCAAGUUCCAACAAAAUAUUGAGAAAAUCACCUUUAAAGUGUCCAAAUGAAAUUCUUAGCAAUGCAUAUUACAAAUAAAAAAAUAUUUUAUAUAAAUAUAUAUAUAUAUAUAUAUAUUUACGGUAGGAAACUUCCUAAAAUAUCUUCAUGGAACAUGAUCUUCACUUAAUUUCCUAAUGAUUUUUAGAAAUCAGAAAAUGUAAGAGAAUGUAUUGUUGGCUAAUAUACCCCAGAGACCAGGCAAUCUUUCAUUCUCCGGUGAUUUAUUAAAGGGCAUAAUGGUGCACAAAGCAUGAUUUCAAUGCAUUUUACUCAUAUUUCUUUCUUAACACUGCAUUUGUAAUUUAAGUAACAUCAUUUUAUUGACAAUAGCUACUGUAAUCAAAUGACAUCAAUUCAAAAUGUAAUGCAUUAUAUUGCUGCGUUAUCAGGAAGAGUAAUUUGAGUACAGUAACGUGUUAUACCCAAACUCUGCUGGUGAACAACAAGAGAGCACACUUGGUAUGGAACAGAGUGAAUGUCUGACCCUUGACCUUUGAUAAUAUAUCUAAUAACACAAGCUAGUGAGAGAAUCAAUAUCUCUGUGCCGUACACUAAUGAUAUCUUCAGUAUUGCUGUGCAGAUUACAUUAUUAAAGAUGCUUUCUACAUCAACCACUAAUACUGAAUGUUUUGCAACCUCAAUCGUGUCUGCAUACAAUUUCAGCGAAGGUCGGGUUAAUGAUAAUGGUGAUUAUGAUUAUGAAGAUAUACUUGAUUAAUGAAAAAAAAGACGAGACUGCAAAAGAUGAGAAAAUUUAGUGUUUUACGACCCUUAACUCGUAAGACCGAGGGCAUAAUUAAAAUAUUCAGUAGUGCCAAGUUAUCAUUCGCUAAGCUGCUAAAGGAUAAUUAAAGGGAAUUAAUUAAAUCGCUACAGGAAAGAUGUGUACAAGAUUGCUGGUCUGAGUUGAUUUCAUUUUCAGAAAGCUCGAUCGUGUGUCUGUUUAAUGUUGUGGAUUUUUUAUGCCUUUAUUCAUAUUUAUUCAGAAUGGCGUCUCUGUAAAGAUCGUCUUAAACUGAGGGAUGUGAUGAUGAUGAUGGUGACACAAGAGUCAAAAUUAAAUGCAUUUACACCCACACAAACCGGAAGAAUAUUAACAAUACAAAAUGUUUAAUGAAUGAAUUAAGCUGUGCCCGAAGGUCACACUUAUGUAACAACACAUUAAUGCUUUCCAGGAACAUGUGAGCUAUUUGAAUAUUUUAAAGUCACUCGCAGCCUGUUUUACUGCCACAAUGUGAUGUAUUUUGAAGGUAAAAAGGAUAUUUGAGGAGAGUUGGCAAAAAACAGUGGCUUGCUGAAGACAUUUCAGUAGUAAUAAAGUAAAAAAAAGGUCAAUUUUGGCUCCAACUUGACUUUAAAUGUUCUGAUCCAGCAUCUAAAAAAAGCUGAAUUUAUUGAGUUCCUGUAAUAUACGGCUGGCUGGCACUUUUAGACAGGUGAAAAAUGAAACGCUGAUGAAUAUUUAUCAGACACGCAUAUAAACAGUGAGAAAGACGGAGGGAAAUGGUAUAAAAAAAGCUAAAAGCUGUUUUGGGAUAUGUGAUGGCAGAAAAUUAGAUGAGAAAGACGGGGGAAAUAGCUGAUAAAAUGAAGGAAAAUAGAGAAUGAUGGAUUCAUUUUUUUAUGUUGUUGAACACUCGUCAAAUGGAUGCUGGUAGUGUGUGUUUGUGUGUGUUAAACAUGCUUUAAUGUGCUCUAAGACCGUUGUUGGUUUCAGACUGUUAUAACACACAUACUGUCGUCUGUACGUGAGUUUAAGAAACACUCGACCUCGCUCUGAAACUGUUGGGUUGUGUUCGGAGUGGAAUACAUUUCUAACUAUAGUAUACAAGAUGGUCAUGUGACACCAUUGAUUAAUUCAGCCAAUGACAUCUAUUUAUCAUAUUUGAAAUGGUUAAUUCAAUUUUUAUCAAAUUUUGAUUCUUUUAGGAUUCUGAUCAAAUAAUACGACAAACUAAAGGUUAAAAGAUAAUCAUGUGGUUAAUUUAUUUUCAGAACUGUUAUUUUAAAAUUAGUUAUAUAUUUUAAAUAUAGUAUUUGUUAAUAUUUUGAAAUAGCUUUAAUUUUUACAUUUUCAGCUUUAAUAUUAAGCACUAUUUAAUUAUUUGUUAUUUAUAGUCUUUGUCAUUUUAUUUGUUUUUAUAUAUAUUUAUUUAGUUUUUUCUUUCAGUUCUAGCCACAGUUUUAGUACUUCAACUUUACAUUUUUUCUAUAGAAUUUUUGUUAUAUAUAUUUCUGUUUUUAUUUCAGUUUAGCCCUAGUCAUCUUAGCACUUCAACAUUUGAGUUAUUCGAUGUACUUUUGUCUUUUUUUUUUCAGUUUUAGAUUUAGUAGUUUUAGUACUUCAGUAUAUAUAAAUUAUUUUAACUUAUUUUAUUAUAUUCUCACUUUUAUUCAAUUAGUUGACAAGGCCACCUUUUUAAUAUACUUUUAAGUUCGUUUUGUAAUAAUUCUUAAGUUUGUUGUUGUAUAUAAAUAUUUCUAUAUAACUUAAUUUUUUCCCCAGUUUCUUUCCUUCGUUUUAACAGUUCAGCUGAGCAAGUUUAGGUUUCUCGUCUAAUAUUUGCAUUUUUUAUAUUUUAUAUUUAUUUCAAUUUACUAAAAUAAAUGCUAAUAGUUUUAGUAAAUAACACCAGUUUCAAAAUGCAAUGUUGAGUGCAUUGCAUUAUGGGAUACAUUUUUUGCAUAAUGUGCUGUCAUCCACAUGCAAUUUAUACUUAACGUUUGCAUAAUGUGCCAGUAUGUAUACCUCAAAACUAGUAUGGGUAGUAUGCCACUCCAAACACACCCUGGGUGAAGAAGUAUACUCUCUAAUCCUCUUACAAAUGGAAACAAGUAGUCCCCCCUUAAUCCCGCCCACUUUACUUCCCAGCCAAUAGCUGCUCUCGAAUCUCAUGCUUAAGUUCAGUAGCUGUCCAAUCAGCACAGAUGGCAGUGUCGUGUGUUUAUUUUCUUCAUGAUGUUGUAGGUUUAGGUCGCAAGAGUGUUGCUUUGAGCUCAUCGCUGCGAAUCCACUGAGAAUCGUAGUUCAUUUACAGAUUUCAAAAUGGUGCCAAAAGACGAGAGAUGACGACUCGUUGCAGUAAAAGAUUGUUUACAAAAAAAAAAAGUAAAAAAAAAACCUUGAAAAUAUAUUAUAAGGCUAAAAGUUUCCUCUGGAUCAGAUGAUGAAAAAAUAAGAUUUGUAAAUAUUGAUAGUUUCUAUCAAAUUCUGUAUCAUUUCAUGAUGUACUGUACUUCUGAAAUAUUGGGACCUGAGGCAAUUUUGUUUUAUUUUGUAUGGUUUUUGUGUUUGCUUUCAUUUCUCAGCUGUAUGAAAUAAAGACCAUACUGUGA